Molecule: messenger RNA, 543 nt
Organism: Naegleria gruberi
Lineage: Eukaryota; Heterolobosea; Eutetramitea; Acrasida; Naegleriidae
Exons: 1
Coding region: 1-543 (180 amino acids)
Molecular function (GO): serine-type endopeptidase inhibitor activity
Source: RefSeq, a predicted model, not a curated record
AUGAAUAAGAAUAAUUCAAAGGAACAAUAUGGUGCUGAAGGUGAAUAUCAUUGGGUAACCAUGCCAUUCUCUGAUGUCAAGUACAAGAUGACCAUCGUCGCUGUCAAGAAUCAAGCUCAUCAACAAACACUUGAUGGAUGGGUUGCUCAAAAAUUGAAUCAAGGAAUAGACACUGCCUUCCCAACAGUAGAAACUAAACUCGGCUCAUUUGCCUUCCCUAAAUUCGAACUCUCUCAAGGAAUGGAAUUGAGCGACAUUUUACAAAAUGCUCCAUUCAACAUUAAGAAACCAUUUACAAAUGAGGCCGAUUUCUCUCACCUCCUCCAAAAGGAAAGUAUCUUUAUUGAUAAAGUCAUUCAUAAGGCAUCUAUUAAGGUUGAUGAAGCAGGUGCUGAGGCUAGUGCAGCAACUGCUAUUGUGAUGAGAUGUUUGAGUUAUGAUCCAAAUGAAAUUAGAUUUGUGGUCAAUUCACCAUUUGCAUUUGUGUUGACUGAUGAUUCUAGUAAGACUGUUCUUUUUGUUGGUAAAGUCAACAAGUUGUAA